AUGAGGCCAACGCUCGGACGCUCAGGGCGAUGGUCAAGCAGCCCGACAACAAGAGCUGCGUGGACUGCAAGAAGAACGGUACGUCCUUCUCGGCUUCUGAAAGGCCCAUUGAUUCGUGCUUUUGGCUGAUCGAAGCAACGGUCCUUCAUGCGCUCGACCUGAAGAUCCGCGAUGGGCAUCUUGGAAUUUGUGCGUCGUACAGUCCUAGACGCACUAGGAGGGCGCGGCUACCCUUGGUCGCGUUGCGCACCAGCUCAUCCAAGAUCUGCAUCAUACAUCCACAGAGGCUGCUUUCUGUGCAUCCGAUGCUCAGGCAUUCAUCGCAGCAUGGGAACGCACAUCUCAAAAGGUGAGCAGCGGGCAAGUCCUCACCUGACAAUCGAACGAGCCGGAUUGCCCACUCUGUGCACUCAUCUCGCCAAACCAGUCAAAUCCAUCGACCUGGAUAUCUGGACGCCGGAACAGAUGGCCUCGAUCCAGAAGUGGGGUAAUAAACGAGCGAAUGCAUACUGGGAAGCGCAUUUGAAGGCUGGCCACGUGCCUCCUGAUCACAAAAUUGAGAGCUUUAUCAGAAGCAAGGUGAGCACGCUCGAUGCUCGACUAGUCGUCACACUGCCAUGCGGAAGCACGGCGGCUUACCACAGCUCUGGCCUUCUCCAGUACGAGACACGGAGAUGGGCUAAAGAAGGAGCACCCCCCUCCGACCCUAGUGUGCUUGAUGAAGGUGGUGCUGCACCAGCCUCAGCGCCGGUGAGUCUUUUGUGGCAGUCCACCCAUAUCCGAGGCUUCUGCCGGAGAACACAGACUAAUGAUGAUACCGAUGCAAAUGGUCAGGCUACUGCCCCCGCUGCUGGCUCUAGCACGUCGCCCAAACCCGCGAGAGCGGCACCGGGACCGGCUAUCGAUCUGCUGUCUGACCCAGCCGAAGUACCUGCGGCUGCCCCUCGUGCGGCAUCAACCCCCGCGCCUGUCUCUGCGAGUGCCGCGCAGCCAGCGCCUGCACCGCCAAAGCCAGCAACGGGAGGUGGCGGCGGUCUUUUCGAUCUGGAUUGGAGUGACUCUGCUGCUACGUCGACGACCAGCCCCACCUCACCCACAGUCGGUGGUGCUAGGGGCAAGAGUGAUAUUCUGUCCCUCUUCGCUCAGAAACCUCCCGUAGCGACAUCUCCGCCGGUACAGAACGCGGGCAAUCAGUCGGCAUUCGGAGGAUUGGAUGCGUUUGGAGGUUUGUCGAUGGGGGGCACGCCCGCACCUGCCCCUGCUGCCGGCGCGUCAAAUCCGUGGGCUUCACCUCCCGCCGCUGCACAGUCCAACAACACCUUUGGCUCCAGUAGCAACGACAUUUGGGGCAGCACUGUAAGCAGCAAUAGCACUGCUGCGCCAUCUACAAGCGGAGCUGCGGCACAAAAGAAGGACGCAUUCUCAGACAUCUGGGGUGACUUCAAGUAG
Messenger RNA from Ceraceosorus bombacis, 1449 nucleotides. The record is from the annotation of a GenBank genome assembly. Lineage: Eukaryota; Fungi; Basidiomycota; Exobasidiomycetes; Ceraceosorales; Ceraceosoraceae.